AUGUCUCAGACGACGAUUUCAGUGACGGAGAACAUAUUUCCCAAACAAAUGAGCGUAACGAUGAAGAAGAAGUGCCUUCAGGACUUGACAUGCUGGUUCCAGAAAGUAAUUAUGAAUUCGAAGAAAGUGACGAUGAAACUGAGCCGCCACCACCACAAAGACGAAAAACUGAAUCAUAUUCUUGGAUUGAAGCUGACAUAG
Molecule: messenger RNA, 201 nt
Organism: Acanthoscelides obtectus
Lineage: Eukaryota; Metazoa; Arthropoda; Insecta; Coleoptera; Chrysomelidae
Source: the annotation of a GenBank genome assembly